AUGCAGUUCUACAGGAAGCAGCAUCUCAUUCACUUCCUGUUGGCGGCGGCGUCCCUGCUGGUUGGGGGCCGGUCCGACCCCCGUACCCUCCCCCCUCUCCACACCGGGCACCCCUUCCUGUUCCUGUGGAACGCCCCCACCGAGCUCUGCGCGGAGCGCUACGCCGUGACCCUCGACCUCUCCCACUUCCAGGAGGUGAGCAGCACCCUGAAGGACGCCACCAACCAGAGCGUGUCCAUCUUCUACACCGACCGCUUCGGACUCUUCCCCUUCGUGGACGAGGACACCGGGGAGGUGCUGGAGGAGGGGCUGCCCCAGCUGGUGGACCUGGACGACCACCGCGCCGAGGCCAAGGAGGACAUCCUGUUCUACAUGCCCGACCCGCGGCCCGGCCUGGCCGUGCUGGACUUCGAGGAGUGGCGGCCGCAGUGGGUCCGCAACUGGGGCGCCAAGGACAUCUACCGGGAGCUCUCCAUGGAGACGGUGCGGCUGAAGAACCCCGCCCUCAGCGAGGAGCAGGUGGAGGACCGCGCCAGGGGGCUGUUCGAACGCGGCGCCCAGAAGUACUUCCUGCGCUCGCUGCGGACCGGGAAGCGGCUGCGGGGCGGCCGCCUGUGGGGGUACUACCUGUACCCCGACUGCUACAACUACGACUACAACCAGGACAUGGAGGGCUACGGGGGGGCGUGUCCGGAGCUGGAGCAGCGCAGGAACGACGCUCUGCUGUGGCUGUGGCGGGAGUCCACCGCCCUCUACCCCUCCGUCUACCUGGAGCUGGCGCUGCGCGGGAAGCCGCAGGCGCGACGCUUCGUCCGCCACCGCAUCCAGGAGGCGGUCCGGGUGUCCCUCCUGGCCGACCCCGCCUUCUCCACCCCCAUCUACGCCUACAUCCGGCCGGUCUUCAAGGACAGCGUGGAUACGUACAUGUCAGAGGACGACCUGGUCAACACCAUCGGAGAGGCAGCCGCUCUCGGGGCCGCUGGCGUCGUCUCCUGGGGAGACAUGCAAGUUACACAGGAUGAGGACUCCUGCGUGGACGCCAUGCUCCACCUGAAUGACGUCAUGAAUCCCUACAUCCUCAACGUGUCCACGGCGGCGCGCCACUGCAGCUGGGCGCUUUGCGGGGGGGCGGGGCGCUGCGUGCGGCGGCACUGGGACAGCGACACCUACCUCCACCUGGACCCCCGCCGCUUCUCCAUCCGGCGGCCCCGACCCGGCGCCCCGCUGACCGUGACGGGGGGGCCGAGCCAGCAGGACGUCUUGUGGUACGACGAGGGCUUCCGCUGCCUGUGCUACUCCGCCGAGCCCUGCUACCGACCGAUAAGCAUCAACGUCGUCAUGGAGGAGGUCACCGCCGUCGGCCGCUGCGAGGCGCUGCCGUCCGCGCACCACCGGCUCACCCUAUUGGCUGCUGCUGCGGUGCUGCGCGCUCUUAUGUCUUAA
Messenger RNA from Gadus chalcogrammus (walleye pollock), 1443 nucleotides. Its product is annotated as hyaluronidase-5-like. Gene Ontology annotation, biological process: carbohydrate metabolic process; hyaluronan catabolic process. Bases 1 to 1443 code for a protein of 480 amino acids. Gene Ontology annotation, cellular component: acrosomal vesicle. The record is from RefSeq and is a predicted model, not a curated record. Gene Ontology annotation, molecular function: hyalurononglucosaminidase activity. The transcript has 3 exons. NCBI's taxonomy places the organism in Eukaryota, Metazoa, Chordata, Actinopteri, Gadiformes, Gadidae.